This is a messenger RNA of Drosophila elegans, 3225 nucleotides long. It is a transcript of the gene Rox8, whose product is annotated as nucleolysin TIAR. The transcript is spliced from 5 exons. Lineage: Eukaryota; Metazoa; Arthropoda; Insecta; Diptera; Drosophilidae. The coding region runs from base 911 to 2317 and encodes 468 amino acids. Gene Ontology annotation, molecular function: poly(A) binding; poly(U) RNA binding; mRNA 3'-UTR binding. The record is from RefSeq and is a predicted model, not a curated record. Gene Ontology annotation, cellular component: nucleus; ribonucleoprotein complex; cytosol.
AAACGUACAUUUGUAUCCUCAAAAAACAACGAAAGUUGUGCAAAUAUAAUAUAAACCGUUAGCGGCUAAACUUAAUCGUUGAGUGAAGUGUGCGAAUCGAGUACUGAGCAAGUAAAAUGCGCAGCAGCGAUUCCAGGGGUCAGCUUCGAAACCCAAAUACAACACUUAACCUGCGAACUUUCACACCGUUCAACAUAGCCAACUAACUUUUGUAGAAGAACAAGCAGCCGCAACCAAGUAUUCAUAUAUACAUUUAUACAAUCCUGUAUAUUGGACCGGACUAUUUAAAAAACAAACCCCCAAGAUAAUCGAAGGAUCGAGCGAUUCAACAGUACCAAGUAACGUACUAUCCCUAAGGAACAUCGAAUCCCAGGACCCCAGGAAGCGAAGUUGCCCGAUCAUAUUCAUAUUGCGACAAAUCUUAUAUUCCAAAACACUCCAUUAGCGUUUAGUUAGGACAGAUAUAUUUAUACAUAUACAUAUAGAUGUUUAACGUAAUUUUCAGUUAGGCGGCAGGUUAGGAACGAAGAAAAGCAAUAAACGAAGAACCUCAACGUUAGGCAUAAAGAUCUACCAACCUAGAUACCAGCAUAUAUAGUUUAUAUAACGGAAGCAAAUACAAAUCCAGCCCAGCCAAUUCGAGAGUGAGUUAAAACCUAUUAGAAUAUCAAAGUAUUCAAAUUUUUUAGCCGAGUUCUCUGUUAUCAGCUAGCACCUUUUAGAUCACCGCAAAGACACCUGUUUAAUUAGCAGAUACUUAGAUUUUGUACGUAGCUAGAAAGAUCUGAAAUUUUUGAUACUGCUCCUUCCGAUUAAUGCGGCCAGUUGCAGUUGCAAUUCCGGUCCGAGUUUAGAUUGUCGCAGUAGUCUAGUGUAGAUUCGGAUCGAAGUCGCAGGACAUCCCCCAGCCAUGGACGAGUCGCAGCCCAAGACCCUCUAUGUGGGCAACCUAGACAGCACCGUGUCCGAGGACCUGCUCAUCGCCCUCUUCGGCACCAUGGGUCCCGUCAAAAGCUGCAAGAUUAUUCGGGAGCCUGGCAACGAUCCGUACGCCUUCAUCGAAUAUUCAAACUAUCAGGCAGCCACCACAGCUCUGACCGCUAUGAACAAACGACUCUUCCUAGAAAAGGAAAUUAAGGUUAACUGGGCUACCAGUCCCAGCAAUCAGCCCAAAACAGACAUCAGCUCACAUCACCACAUAUUUGUAGGCGACCUCAGUCCCGAGAUUGAGACGGAGACACUGCGUGAGGCGUUCGCCCCCUUUGGAGAGAUCUCCAACUGCCGGAUCGUGCGCGACCCGCAUACCAUGAAGUCCAAGGGCUACGCCUUUGUGUCGUUCGUUAAGAAGGCAGAGGCGGAAAACGCCAUCCAGGCGAUGAACGGCCAGUGGAUUGGGUCGCGAUCGAUACGCACCAACUGGUCCACGCGCAAACUGCCCCCGCCGCGCGAGCCGUCGAAGGGCGGUGGCCAGGGCGGCGGCAUGGGCGGCGGACCAGGCGGAAAUGGGUCCGGCGUAAAGGGCAGCCAAAGGCACACCUUCGAGGAAGUGUACAACCAGUCGAGCCCCACCAACACCACCGUCUACUGCGGCGGCUUCCCGGCGAACGUCAUAAGCGACGACCUGAUGCACAAGCACUUUGUCCAGUUUGGUCCCAUUCAGGACGUGCGGGUCUUUAAGGACAAGGGCUUUUCGUUCAUCAAGUUUGUCACUAAGGAGGCAGCAGCCCGCGCCAUUGAGCACACGCACAAUAGCGAGGUUCACGGCAACCUGGUGAAGUGCUUCUGGGGCAAGGAGAACGGUGGCGACAACUCGGCCAAUAACCUCAAUGCGCAAGCCGCUGCGGCAGCAGCCUCGGCCAAUGUUGCAGCCGUGGCAGCGGCAAAUGCGGCGGUUGCCGCUGGAGCGGGAAUGCCAGGCCAAAUGAUGACGCAGCAACAGAUUGCCGCCGCUACCGGAGCGGCGAUACCCGGCCAAAUGAUGACACCCCAGCAGAUUGCAGCCGCCACAGCAGCGCAGUAUCCGUACGCCUACCAGCAGAUGGGCUACUGGUACCCUCCAGCGGCUUAUCCCACAACCCAGAUGCAGACGCAGUACAUGCAGCAGGGCUACUACCCCUACGCCUACACCACCAGUGCUCAGCAAGCGGGAGGUGUCCCUGCCGGUUACCGCAUGGUGCCGCCGAAUGUGGCAUGGGGUGUGCCCGGAACUGUGGUGCCCGGCGUAACGGCCGCAGCCUCCGCGGCCGCAGCAGCGAACGGUUCACUUGCCCCCCAGAUGAUGUACAGUGCUGCAAUGCCACAAUACCAGACCCAAUGAGCUGAGAUGUGACGCCAGCUUCGACGCCGUCUGCAGCAUCCGGGCAGUCGCCCCCAGCCGCAGCCACAACCACCACUGCUGCCCCAGCUGACGCAUCUGCAGCAGCUGCAAGCGCAUUACGCACGUUUAGGUUACGUACAAUACCGAGUAGUCCCAGCCAAGUCGGAACCGCUCCUGGCCCUGCCGGUCAGCAGUAGCAGCAACAUCGGCGGCGGCGAGGCAGCGGGAGAUUAGAGAGGAGCACGAGUAUCCAGUUGGAGUUGUGGCUACGGUUGCGGCUGAUUGCGGUGGGCGGAAGCGGAUUCGAUGGUUAGGAGGGUCUUUUUUUUAACCCUCCUCCCAAGUCGAAGGUCGAGGCGGUGCGUGAAACUCAACUUAAAGUAAACCACGCCGGCGACACCUGAAACGACAUCAACUGAAAAGCUCUGGGCGAUGGGCGGGUAGCUGUAACAAUCUAAUCCAAUCUAAGUACGUGUUAAAAUAAUUUAAUGAUUUGUAAUUUAAGCAGAUAUAGGCGUAUAAACGAAACGGAAACAAAAUAAACCGAAUGAGAAAUUCAACAAAAACAAACAGAACAGAAAAAAGGCAAAUUACGCGCGACAACAGAGAAGAAUAUAAAAAAAAACACAAUCGAAACAAAAAACGUGACAGCAAAUUGUAAUUGUAAUUAUGUGGAACAUGUGUCAACGAAAACUGAAGACGAAAACUGAGGCGUCAGUAGGAUGAAAGGAUAGCCACAAGCAAGCCGAAUGCAAAAAAAAAGAGGAAAAACAAAUUUAGCCACUAAGAGAAUGUAAAUUCGAGCAUACAUAUUGUAUAUUUCCAAUGUGGAAAACGAAAUGCGAUAUAAACAUGUAAAAUGUAAAAUAAAGAAACAAAAAAAUAUAUAAAACAAGUGAGAAAACGAA